Malania oleifera is the source of this 855-nucleotide messenger RNA. Its product is annotated as agamous-like MADS-box protein AGL80. The record is from RefSeq and is a predicted model, not a curated record. NCBI's taxonomy places the organism in Eukaryota, Viridiplantae, Streptophyta, Magnoliopsida, Santalales, Ximeniaceae. Gene Ontology annotation, molecular function: RNA polymerase II cis-regulatory region sequence-specific DNA binding; protein dimerization activity; DNA-binding transcription factor activity, RNA polymerase II-specific. Gene Ontology annotation, biological process: positive regulation of transcription by RNA polymerase II. The transcript has a single exon. Bases 1 to 855 code for a protein of 284 amino acids.
AUGGCAAGGAAGAAGGUGAAGCUGCAGUGGAUAGCGAACGAGUCGACGAGGAGGGCGACGUACAAGAAAAGAAUGAAGGGACUGAUGAAGAAAGCGAACGAGCUUAGCAUCCUGUGCGGAGUGGAUGCUUGCGUGGUGGUAUACGGGCCGUACGAUCGGCAGCCAGAAGCGUGGCCCUCGCCAUGGCAAGCGGCGUGCAUGAUGAAGGAGUUCAGAAGCAAGCCCAGCCUGGAUCAGUGCCGCAAAAUGGUGAACCAAGAAGGUUUCACGCGGCAGAGGAUCUCCAAGGCACGAGACCAGCUGCUCAAGCUCCACAACAAGAAUCGAGCGAUGGAAAUGGAACAACUCAUGUAUGGCUGCCUUCAGGAGCAGCAGCAGCAGCAGCUUCUCAUUAACAAUAUUAACAUGAAAGAUCUACAGGAUUUGACCUCCUUCGUUGAGGAUCGUUUGAAGAUGAUCCAUCACAGGAUUAAUAAUGAAUUUCUAAUCACUACGACGACGCCCGCCAGUAGUCCAACUCCACCAGUACAAGCCCAUCAGCCUCAGCCUCAGCUCACGAGCAUGAUGAAGAAGACGCCCAUAGAGAUGGCCAUUGAAGCCCUGGAAAGACAAGUAUUCACUACUACUAGUGGUAGUAGUACUAGUAGUACUACAGAUCAUAAUGUUGCAGCCGCUGCUGCAGGCACUUAUUAUAAUUCUCCCAUGCAGUACUACCCCGCCGGCCAAGAUGAUCAUUACUCAUCGUCUCACAAUCACAACGGUAAGGGCGGCUAUUCCACCGGCCAAGACCACCCAAUGCUUCCGGCCUACGAUGACCUCAAUUCCAUUUGGGCUAUCAAUGCUUUCUUUCCCUGA